Fraxinus pennsylvanica is the source of this 741-nucleotide messenger RNA. Lineage: Eukaryota; Viridiplantae; Streptophyta; Magnoliopsida; Lamiales; Oleaceae. The record is from the annotation of a GenBank genome assembly.
AUGGAUAGCGUAACUUCUCGCUCUCUGCAAAUUUCCCUCUUUCGCUCCCAAAUCAAAGCUCGAAGUUUCGAUGAUGGAACUCUUCAAAUUCUGGAAUCACUUUUAGUUUCCAAAGACGUGAAAUCGUUGGUGGAAGUGAGAUCGGUGUUGACAGAGUUCAUGAGAGAUGAAUCGCUCCAAAUCUUUCGAGAAAUUUCAGAAAAAUCUGUUGAGUAUAAGCUUCUAUGUACUGAUUUUCUGAUUCGUGUUUUCGCGCUUAUUGGUGAUGUUCAGAGUUGCUUGUCCUUGAGAUAUGAAGCAUUGGUUAUGCGAGAACAGAAGGCCACCGCUGAUCCCAGGCUUCAAGUUUCAUGCACUGAAUGGCUCAUCUUUGCCGAGCAUUUGCUUGAUCACGGCUUUUACUCCAUUGCAAACAAGGCAUGUGAAAAGGUGCUGGUCUCCAUUAAGGUGAAUCAUGCAUCUGGCCCUGAAACAAACCACUAUUUACACAAUGUACAUCUCAUUGAGAAAAUCAAGAAACUCAAGGAUGUGUCUGCACUCUCAGCUUCUUCACGAUCUGUCCAGGCACAGGCAGUAGAAUACUUGAGGCAGAAAACAGUUGAACAAAGUUCAGAACACUCUAGCAUCUCUAAUGAAACCAAAUGUUCAGGGAGCUCUCGGUUCAGAAGUGGAAUCAGACAAAACAAUUUACGGAAACUACGAGAGCAUCAAUGUCGAAAACAGACAUACUGCAGAGAUUAA